AUGGUACCGCUGAUGAUCAAGUCCUCAUGUUCCGUCGACGUCACCUACUUCCCUUACGAUCGCCAACAAUGUACGGUGCGCUUCGGGUCCUGGGUGUACGACGGUGAUCAACUGAACCUAUUCACACAACCCAGCGAAACGGAUCUCUCAAAAUAUGUGGAAAACAGUGAAUUUGUGCUUCUUAAUGUCAGCUUGUCGAGGGUUGUAGCCGAUAGUGACUGUUGCCCCGGCGAUGGUUGGCAUCCAAUGAUCCAUUUCACAGUACAAAUCAAUCGGAAAUCCCUCUAUUAUGACUACAUCGUGAUCGCUCCAACGCUAAUGCUCUGCGUCAUGACUUUAGCCUCUUUUCUAUUACCUUGUCACUGCGGAGAGAAAAUAGCUAUCGGUCUGACUGUCUUUCUCACAUUAUAUGUACUCGAAUUAUUAGUUGCGGAAAAUACACCCGAUUCUAACGCCACUCCAAUUCUAGGAGUCUUUUUGAUCCUUGUGAUGACAUUAAACUGUGUUUCCCUGAUCAUGGCGACAGUGGUGAUGAAUAUACGAAAACAUGCCGAUGAGAAACUCUGCCCUAAGGUUCCCCCGUGCCUGCUGUGGGUGUGCAAGACAUGCUUGAGUAAGUUCACAAUUACCAGACUGCGAGACUGGCAGCAUCCGAUCGUCUCGUGUGAUGAGAUGCGUGGAUCAAGGAUUCUAGCGGAAUCCCUCAGUGACCUGCUCGAGAUGACCGAGGCCGAUACUACAGACUUUCCAACUUGCCCUGAAUAUGACAAAUGUUCACAUGACGGAGACACGGCCCCGAAAAGGAAGAUCUGCUGCUACCCAACUGACUACCGGUCAAGCUAUGACACAGACAGUGUAACCAAUAUGGGCAUUGUGUCACUGACCAGGCGAAAAUAUGAGUGGUACUAUUGUGCAGAAGUUGUUGAUAAAUUCUCAUUUUUUAUCUACGGUGUUAUUAUGGGCAUUACCAUCCUCACCAGUCUGGUUAUCGUUCCUUACACACAUGCUCACAGCUAUAACUGA
This is a messenger RNA of Acanthosepion pharaonis, 1023 nucleotides long. NCBI's taxonomy places the organism in Eukaryota, Metazoa, Mollusca, Cephalopoda, Sepiida, Sepiidae. The record is from the annotation of a GenBank genome assembly.